Dothidotthia symphoricarpi CBS 119687 is the source of this 5073-nucleotide messenger RNA. RefSeq lists its product as uncharacterized. Gene Ontology annotation, biological process: regulation of transcription by RNA polymerase II. The transcript has 11 exons. Bases 1 to 5073 code for a protein of 1690 amino acids. The record is from RefSeq and is a predicted model, not a curated record. Gene Ontology annotation, cellular component: Rpd3S complex. Lineage: Eukaryota; Fungi; Ascomycota; Dothideomycetes; Pleosporales; Dothidotthiaceae.
AUGUUGUCCACGUCAACACUCCUCCUCAUCCUCCUCACAACCCUCACAAUGCACAUCCAAGCCACCCCCCUCCCCAUCCGCAUCCUAACCCACAACAUCCGCUACGCCACCCCCUCCCCCUUCAAAGGCGAAAACCCCUGGCCAGACCGCAAGCCCCUCAUCCUAUCCGAACUGCACUACCACACCCUCCACAACCCCCAGUCCUUCAUCUGCCUACAAGAAGUCCUGCACGAGCAGCUCCUCGACAUAAUGGCCGGCCUAGGCCCCUCGUGGAGCUACAUCGGCGUCGGGCGCGACGACGGCAAGCAAGCCGGCGAAUACAGUCCGAUACUUUUCCGCACCGCUGUUUGGAGCGUCGAGACUUGGAGGACGGUCUGGUUGAGUCCUACGCCUGGUGUGCCGUCGAGGGGGUGGGAUGCGGGGAGUAUCCGCAUUGUUACUGUGGGCGUGUUUGUGCAUUGUCAGAGUAAGAAUAGGGUUUUGGGAUUGUCUACGCAUUUUGAUAAUGAGGGGGAGGUUUCAAGGCGUGAGUCUGCAGAGAUUAUACUCGGUUUGGUUGCGGACUACGCGCUCCCUGUUUUCCUGGCCGGCGAUCUGAAUAGCGAGCCGGAUGGCGAUGCGCAUCGGCUUCUUAGUGCGGAGGAGUCGCCGCUUAGGGAUGCGAGGGUGGGCGCGGAGUGGAGGUAUGGGGAGGGGGCUACGUACUACACGCUCGCGAACCCGGAUACCUUGACCAAGUACAAGGUAGCCGCAGAAAUCUCCCAAAAGGUCCUCAAAGAGGUCUCAGGAUGGUGCACCGAAGGCGCCAGCAUUGUCGAGCUCUGUGAGCGCGGCGACAAGCUUCUGGAAGAGGAGGUGGGCAAGGUUUACAAGGGCAAGAAGGUGCGCAAGGGUGUUGGACACUGCACGACCGUCUCCCCGAGCUCCUACAUCACCCCAUACACGCCGCUCAAGUCCGACGCCGAGGAGUCCACAGCCGCACUGAAGUCUGGAGAGGUCGUUAAGAUCCAACUGGGCGCCCAGAUCGAUGGAUUGUGCACAAUCGUCUGCGACAGUGUGAUCGUAGGCAGCACCGAUGAGGUCACUGGAAGGGAGGCAGAUCUCAUCUUGGCCACAUACUACGCGAACGAGCUUCUGCUGAGGCUGAUGGUACCGCCAGGGCUGGUCGCUUCAGGUGAUGAGGAGGAACAGAAGAAGGCUUCCGCGAAAAAACCCUACACCCAGAGCCAGAUUACCCACAUGCUCGAGAAGGUCGCCAAGGCAUACGAGUGCAACAUCGUCGAGAGCACAACCAUCUGGCAAUUCGAGCACAACGAGAUUGAGUCCAAGAAGAAGAUUAUUCUGUCGCCAGGUGAUGGCGUCAAGGGCGAUGGUCUGCCUGAAGUCGGCGAUGUGUGGGGUGUUGAGAUCGGUGUCAGUCUAGGAAGCGGCAAGGUCAAGAACAACGGCAACAGGACUACGCUCCACCGACGCACAGCCACGACUUACCAGCUCAAGCGCCCCACCUCGAGGUCCCUUCUGUCGGAGGUCGUUAAGAAGUUCGGCACUUUCCCCUUCAGUCUGCGACAGCUCGAAGACGAGAAGGCCGCCAAGGUCGGUGUUGUCGAAUGCGUUCGCACUGGUGUAUUCCGCCAGUACGAUGUCGUUGUCGACAAGGACAGCAAGCCUGUUGCGAGAUUGUUCAGCACUGUUGCCAUCACCAAGAACGGCCUGCAGCGUCUGGCUCAGCCCCCAGCGUUGGAUACCUCAAAGUACAAGUCUGACAAGAAGAUCGAGGACGAGGAGAUUCUCAAGAUCCUUGAGCAACCCCUUGGCAAAGCAACCACCAAGAAGAAUAAGAAGAAGAAGAAGAAGCCCUCCAAGAAGGCUGCUGCGCCAGGAGAGGCCGCUGCGGAGGAAGAGGAAGAGGAAGAGGACGAGGAGGUCUCUCACGUUGCCAUGCCGGCCCUCCGCAAAAGUGGCCGAGCCGGGCCCAGGACGAGCACCACCCCGUACGCCUCCCCCACGGCCACUCCAGGCGAACCGGCGAGAGAAAAGUCGCAGCGAUCCAUCAUGGAGUGGGCUGAGCCGACGCCCCAGCUGCUCGCGCCCUCGUUCGAAGAGCAUGGCUUUGCGCGGCACGGCGUGCUGGAGACCAUGGCCCCCCUCGGCGUGCCGCCGUCCUCCAAGGUGAAGCAGCGCGCACGCGCCAUGGGCGACCCGGCUGCACGACGCUCGUUCCUGGGCAAGGGCAUCACGGCCAUGGGCGAGGAGGCUGGGUCGACGCCAGAGGUCACCCCUGCCCCCGAGCUCGAGCGCGACGACUCGGAGCGCCCAGACGAGGACGAGCUGCCGCCAGACUUUGUGCUCCAUGACGAGGACGAGGAUGACGACUACGUGCCUGCGAAGAGCAAGAAGAAGGUGCAGGUGUCCAAAACGCCAGUCAGGGGCAAGACCCCCGGCGACAGCAAGACACCCGUCAAGGCCAAAUCGCCUGCCAAGAACGGCACCAGUAAAGCUGCAUCGGUCCCGCCUAGCCCAGCAGUGGAGGCGUCUCAGCAACCGUACUCCGUCAAGGAGGACGCGCAGCGCAUGACUGCUGCUGUCAACGACGCCGUGAUUCGCGCCAACAUGGACAAUAAGCACCACGUUGGUCUUGCUCUGUUGCAGAUGUUUCAGCAGAGCAAAUCAGAUGCGUCGCUAGCAGUUAUCAUGGAGGCAGUCAUCCAUCAGAAAUUCACCGAAGAGCAGUGGAACACCUUUCGCAUAUGCAUCAAAGGCAUCAGGAAGCAACUAAGAAACCGGGAUAAAUUACAGAGAGCACGCGAAGACCGCGACGGUCAACAAUCUACCGGAAUCUAUGGAGCAUCGAGUGUGAGCCAACAGCCCUCGGUGAGGGCGAGCAGUGAGCUAGCGCCUGACGACUCAGCCUCCGCAGCAGGCGACCAGUACCCAGCUCUUCAGUCGUCUAUCGAACGGGCAUUCGCGCCUGCGCCACUCCACCCGCUCUCUACCGCUCCCGCUCUUCCCAUGAUAGACUCCUCAGCCGAAUCAACGCCAAGGAUGCCUUCGAAAUCACCCCGGAAGCGACCGGCCACAAACGGCCAUCUGGCGCCAGGAUUCGAGAUGGAUAUCGAUGGAGUCGCAUCCACUACAGCACCAACCCCAGCAGCAAAGACGCCAGAUACAGGCGCUGGAAGCGAUUCUGAGCUCUCGGAUGUCAACGAAGAAAUUGUCCAGAAAGGUCCACCAGAGCCUGUGCAGGUCAACGGCAAGACUACUACCACGACGCCCGCCACCGCACCAAAGAAAGGGAAGAAUAUCGCGGCUGCCCGUGCCGCCAAGAAACCUAAGGGGAACGCAGGGAAGCUCUUCGGCAAACAUGCAAACAAACCACAGCCGUUGACAGCCGAGCAAAUUGCGGAAGAUGAGCGAGUCUAUGAAGAGCGCCAGCGAAUGGUACUGGAUCAGCCGUUGCGCAAGUUUGACCAUGCUUUUCCAAUAUCUGAUGUUCGCUUUGACGACGAGAUCCUCGAAACAGAAUCCUUGACCGAGUCGCAGAUUGCGGUGGGACCACCUGUCGAUUCUGAUCAACCGAGACGCGCUGGACGAGUUCCUCAUCAUGGUACGAAGCGCCUGCGAGAGGACGCUUCCCGGUUCUCAUCGCCUCAGCUCGAAUCAGCUGCAGUGACGCGACCGUCAACGCCAGCUGUUGCUCCAGCUCCCAAACGGCUGAAGCUCACCCAUGGCCAGGCUGCCAGAACAAAGCGAUCCCCGGUUAAGAAUCGUGAGGGUCAACCUAUUGCUGGAAGAGCGUUUAACAGUGGUGGCGGUCCGAGACAGCUGGGGCCUGAUGACAAUGAUCCAAACUCGCCACAGUCUGAGAGCGACGACCUUUGCUCUGCCUGCAGAGGUGCAGGCGAGUUUGUCUGCUGCGAAGGCUGUCCGCGCGUUUUCCAUCUUCUAUGUUGCGAUCCACCGCGUAUCCAAGUACCUGAUGGGUCAUUUUAUUGUUACGAAUGCACUGCCAAGCUGGGUCCGCCCGAAGACCCAACCGCCGAAUCUCGUUCAAGUCUUGGGCCACUCUUCAAAUCACUGGAGCGCAGCAAUCCGCGCGCGUUCGCCCUGCCACAGGAUGUUCAGACGCAUUUCGAAAACGUCACUGCGCGAGCUGAUGGGUCGUACUUUGAGGAGAUGAAGAAGUUCCCGUUGGCUAAAAACAGUGGUUAUGGAUAUCAGCGGCCCGACUACACAAAAGCGCUUGACAGCGACCACAAGCCUAUCUUGUGCGUCCAGUGUGGUGUGUCGAGCGGUAAUAAGCGCCAGAUGCUCAAGUGCGACUUCUGUCCUGCCCACUGGCAUUUGGACUGUCUUGACCCGCCCCUCGCUAACCCGCCACACAUCAGUCUUGAAGCAUCGCAGCGAGACGCGUGGAGAUGUCCGCGCCACAUCGAACAUGACCUUCGCAGCGGCUUGCUGAUGCAGAAAGAUCUGAAUGAGCCGGAUAAUGAUGUUGACAUGGACGGUGUCACGCCGCUUAUCCGGGUUGCACGCAAGAUCCGGAAGCCCAGGGAACCUGAGGUCAUCGAGCCUACCUUCUCACGUGGGAUGCGCAACAAUGGCCUGAUAGAAAUCAUUAAUGAUCCUGACGAUGAUACUGAUGGCGAAGGUAACUACGUCUUUGGACCGGAUGACUCUAAGGACCUCAACUCCAAGGUCUUCCGCGCUCCCGAGAAGGGCAUCGUGCUCGACUUCGUCAGCAAAGUCAAGCGGGCUCGUAUUGUGAGGGAUUAUGAAGCGCGAAAUGUCUCAAAGGCUGCUGCUGCACGGCGAAAGGCGUCCAUGCAGGACUUUGUCUCUCGCCCCAUCAAGCAACAACAGGCAGCACUCAAUCUGGCACGGCUAGCAAAUAAGGAGGAGGACAUUGGCCUGAGCGAGGGCAAUAUCGAUGCGCUCAUCCUCAGCCUUACCGCCGAAGCUCCCAACGAUGUCAUCACGGCCCUCUCCACCGCUGCUCCUCCGCCCGUCAUCGAGAACGAGCGCGCUCAAUUGUUGCUACUCCAGGAACUUAUUCAGCGCCGUCUGAAUGGUUGA